ACUCACACAUACACAGGGACACACACGCAGGCAGCCAGUCAGAUCUACAAGCGGACUUCCAGCAGCACAUUCACAGCUCCACUGAACUUGGCUCUUGCUGCCUUUUCUCUGACAGAAGAAGAAAAGACACACACGCACAUUCUCUCACACACACACACACACACACACACACACACCUCCGUGGGAGAGCUCAGAUAAAGACGUGCCUUCAGUCUUGGAGUGGCGCUGUCACACACUGAUAUACAAAUACGCAUUUAGACAAAUACACAGGCACAGUCAGGGAGCCACCAUACACACACACACACACACACACACACACAUAUUCCCACAAAUUGACACACUCACUUCCAACACACACACAGGGGAGCAAACAGUCUCUCUCUCUCCUUCUUGCUCGCUCAGCUGCUCUCUCUUCCCCUCUCUCUCUCUCCCUCCCUCUCUCUCUCUCUCUCUCUCACUCUCUCCCUCCCUCCCAUCCACACACACACAUACACACACACACACACACACACUAACAAACACACACACACAGCACUACAGUAUAUCAGCGAGUGACUAGCGGAGAGCCAGAGGGGAGUGCAGAAAUGAAUGUGAAGAUCCUGACGCUGGUGAUUGUGCUCUUGGUGUCUCUGCUGUGUUCUGCCAGUGCUGGUCCCAUGGCCUCCACAGAGCAUGGCAGAGAGCUUGAAGAUGCGCCUACAGUGAGAAAAAUGGUCCAGCAAAACCCUGCGAGGGGUGGUCAGACCCACAGACCAGCCGGCUGGAAGAGGAGACGCCCACGGCCACGUCUUUCCCACAAGGGGCCUAUGCCAUUCUAGAGCAAGGCACUGCUUUGAGCGCCCUUCCCCAGGUUCUGAUUUCUAUGCUCUUCCUUUGCCUUGGGGGGCCUUGCAACAAGGGGCCUAAGCUUGCCCAGCCUGAAGAGUGAUGUCCAUAGCACCUGCUGGUUCUUCAAGCAACUUUGUCCACACAAAAAAAUCAGGACAAGCCGCUCACCCUCAGCUCUAGGAGGAAAUGGGGGCCCGGGAAGGGGGGUGGGGGUGGGGGGGGCCUGAGCUAUCAGACUCUAUUUCUCUGUCUCUCUCUUUCUCUUUCCCUCACUCCCUCAAUACUUAUCUAUGUCUGUCUUCUUCCCAAGCAUUUUUUUUUUAAUUUUUCUAUGAUUUACAUAAUAGAGCCCAAUCAUGGUGAUCUCCCUGAAUUACUCACACACUUUGCAUGACAUGUGGUGGAGAGGGAGCUCGGUUGAAACAAUCUGAGUCUUAAAGCAUCUGUUGCUUCUCCACGGUGUGGUAUUCCCAUCUCUCAGAUCCAAGGUUACUGCAGCCACCGAUUUCAUUGCUGUGUAGCUACUUAACAGCUUUGCUGGGGUAGGGCGCUGAUUAUACAGAAAGGCAGUGUCAGGUUUAAUAGUUGUCAAAAGCAAAUAUUAAGUUCACUUGUGAAACUCUGGAUUCCUGCACUUGAACAGUACAUAGCCGUUUGAAAAGGAAGAGAAGAAUAUCGUGAUAUUAUAACCAUUGCUUAAUUAUCAUUAUUAAUGGUGCUUGUACCUCCUCAUGACAAUAUGUCCACAUGCAAAGGAAAGUUGGACUAAAAAGAGAGUCCAUAAUAUCAAAACAAUCAGUUUAAAGAAUUAUUCUUUCAUUCUUUUAUCCAAAGCUAAUCUGGUGUUUCUGAACUCAUUAACACCUUAGGGGGGGUUUAAUCACACACUCAAGGUUACUGUAACAUGUCCCACCUUGGAUGAGUCCUUUGACCCCAGAAUCCCAAUCCCGUCCCCAAUCCUCAGCCUUCUCACCACACUGCUGCCGUGCGCAGCUGCUCUACACGACUGUUAACUGGCAGGGGCAGUCUGCUCCACCGACAGGCCGCCUUGCCUUUUAAUGAAGUGCCAAAUAAUAACCUUCUCCACAAUGCUGCCAGGAACGAAGGAAACAAAGGUUAGGGAGAAACACAUUACCUCUUGUUUGAAGUCUUGAUACACUGACACAUUAUGCAUUUGAAAUUUUCUGCAAAGAGAAAUUGAAGAGGACAGUUAAAUUAGACCAAAAAGAAGUUCAAAGCAAAUGUCAGCUCGGAUAAUAUGCCACUAUAAUCAGCCUACCACUAGUGCUCUGGCUGUUUAAAUAUUCAGCAUAAGGCUGGUUUGACCCUUUGACCGCCAUCUUUCACUUACGAAAUGCUAUGCCUUUCCAUCAUACUGGAAUAUAUUACUGUUUAUGUUUAUUUUUGUCUUUAAGUAGUUUUAUUUCUUUUUUUUCUCAGGGUGCUGUGAUAGAGGCUUGUACUAGAGCAGUCUAUUUUGUGCAUUUAUUUAACAAAACACAAACAUACAAUACAUCUAAAGCUUAUAUGAGCAUAUUUUCAUAUACUGUAUCUUUUAGUCUCCCUUAAUGUAUUCACCAAUAUAGCCAUGUAUUCAGCCUUUUCUCAACGUGAUCCUUUCCCUGCAUUAUGUUGGGUACAGUUGCCUUUCUAGUCUGCCCUUCCACAGCACAGGUGGUCGUGGCUUUGAUCAUUACACUCAUUAAAUCCUGGAGUUAAUCUUUCUCAGAUGGAUCUCCCCAAGGCUGGCCGGGGCCACUUAGUCUGAGCUCAUUGUUAAAUUGGCUUAGACUGAAACCACACCCUCCCCCACCUUUCCAAUCCUCAACCCCCUGCUGAUUCAGUGUGUCACCAUGUAACAUAUUAGGACUGUAACCUGUAGAGCAGCCACCUCGUUUGUUGUUUAUUAGGUGUGCGAAGCAGCUUCCUAGUUGAGAUUUUAGGGGGAAAAUCUGAUUUUAAUCCACUGCUCUUCAAUCAGCAAACACUCCUUUUUCAAGUCUGUCAGAUUCAACCACAUAACAACUGGCAGGUUAACCCAUGUUUCCAACACCUUUCCCUCUCGCCAUGUCUCAUGCAAAUAUUAUAAUAGAAUGCAGAGUCUUCUCACACCCAGCAUGAGAAGCUUUUAUUAAGAGUGCAUCUGAAAUCACAGUGGUAAUCCACCCAGCCAAGAUCAGCUUGAUUAAAAAUGCAUUAAAUCCUAGGGCACUGUGAAGAGUAAUAAUUUCAGUUCCACCAUUAUUUUUUCAUACCCUCUCAGACAGAGAUGUAGAUUUCAUUAAUGCUCCUUGGGAGUGAGACAGCUUUGCUCAGGAUGUGUCAUUAGUAUUGGGGAAGAUAGUAGAAGAUAUGGGCUGGGGAUGGAAGUUCAAAGCUGCAGGAGUUGGGGUGCUGGAAGUAGACUGGGUCAUAGCAAAGGGGUUCAAAUCAAUAUUUCCCCUUCCCAGAACUUAUUGUUAUGGAGCCGAGCAACGUCUGUAUCCGCACUGUUCUUCAUGAAUGUAUCCUCACCAUCUGCACCAGCCAUGCUGCCCUUUCAGAGACCAGAGCAAACCAGUGUUUAUGUAAAGUACUCUUUUUAAUCUUGGUCUGGUUAUCAGUUGAAUCCAAAAAAAUCAUAAGCCAAAAAUCCCACUGAUCCAAAGCCUCCGGUGUAAACUAAGUCCCUACAAAUAGACGUGGCUUUGCUCCAAGACUUCUCUGUAUGGGUUUGCAAGGCUGCACUUUUACAAUUCCAUUAUGCUGCUGGAAAAAUACACCCUGAAAACAAGAGUCUCUUGAUAUGGAAUGGUUUUCCAGUGUAUUGUGACAAUUUUUUGUCUGAUUCUUGUCUAGCUGGUUGUCCAAAGCUUACUUUUUGAAUACAGUAUGAAACACUGUAUCUUUUGUGGAUGUAACAAAAUAGAAAAGUAGUCUGCAGCACAAUAUGUCGUGGACACGUGAAAGCUUUCAGGCGUUCUUUUCUUGUUGAUGAUAGCCCACAGUCCUCCCCUGCACAUCAGGUUAAUGGGCCUUGUGGUGUGGAAGGACAAGCACGUCCAGGCUCAAACUGAAAUGGUAAACCAAUACAUUAUGCUCGGGGAGCAAAACCAUUUUCCUUAAUGGUCUUUUCCAGCAAGGCUUACACAAGAGAAACGAUUCCGAUCCUGUCAAUGUUUCCUCUCCAGUUCCUCUUCUCUGUGACCAUCACAAGGCCUGAGUAAUGUUCCUAUGCACUUGUUAGCAUGUUUUCCUGGUAGAAAAAUGUCUGUUCUCAGAACUUGCCCCUUUGUGUUUAGUUCUUUUUGUUCUGCAUUUGGCUGGGAGUGUGUAAGGAGUGGGGAUGAGCAGAGAUACAGAUACUAGUGGUGAAGCUGGUGGCAGGUUUUAAAACAUUAGCUUAUUUUAUUGAGCUCUGUUUACCAAAUCCACCUAAAAGGUUACAGUAAAACACAAGGUUUUUAUGUUUUCUUUAUCCCAUUUUCAUUCAGUUCUCUACCAGAAAAAAAUCCUUUAAAUAGAUACCAAACCAACCAUUUCUCUCAAAAUGGAAAUGGAAACACAUUCCAUGAUUUUACCUUGUGAAGCCCCUCAAACUGUAACAUGUUGGCCUUCAGAGUGGGUGUCUGCAGGAUCAAGUGGCUGAUAUUCAAUCCAAUGCAUUCACACAUUCUCACUAGCUGGGCAAUCCAAAGGAUAACUAGAUUUUAUCCCUUGUGGGAAAUGACUAAGAUCUGUCAUUAUCCGGGAGCCUCAAAAUGAGACCUCCUACACCCAGAAUAGCACAGGCCCCUCCUGCCUUGACUACGACACAUUCUUCAUCCACGUAACCACUGUGUCCAAGAUCACAAAGAACAAUCUGAGGAGAGAUGCAGUCUGUAGGCUCGACACGCCAUCGCAACAGUGUUACUAGGUCUGAAGCAGAAACCAUUUAAAGACGAUGUAUUACUCCUGAAACUUAUAUUCUGUUUAUGGUGUGUGCUCAUAUUACUCACCAGGCCAAAUGUACAGUCCCUGUCUCUGUUUUGAUGUUGAACUGGGCAAAAAUAAAUGACAUAAAUAAAUAAAUAAAACAAGUG
This is a messenger RNA of Labrus mixtus (cuckoo wrasse), 4889 nucleotides long. It is a transcript of the gene apln, whose product is annotated as apelin. The record is from RefSeq and is a predicted model, not a curated record. Gene Ontology annotation, biological process: signal transduction. Bases 585 to 818 code for a protein of 77 amino acids. The transcript has 3 exons. Lineage: Eukaryota; Metazoa; Chordata; Actinopteri; Labriformes; Labridae. Gene Ontology annotation, molecular function: apelin receptor binding; hormone activity.